ACUAAAGUUAGAGAACUAAAAAUCGUGAUCCCGCAGUUGAUCUUGAAAGAAUGCAAUACGCGGACGUAUCGUGACCGUACAUACGAGGUCGAAUUGUUCCGUAACGAUUCCGCUUGUACCGAUACUCGUAAGUAUGCUAACAAUUCUUCGAAUCUUCAUUGAUAGUAACGGGUUCGCGUAAUAUCGAGAAACGGCGAGAUCUCCGCACGGUAAUAUACGCGACGGUAACAACAGUGAUUAUUAUACAACCGUUGCCUCGUAUGCGUACAGAGAAUCGCUAAAGCAUUACGAUCGACAAGAAAAGUGCGUGUACGUGAGUGAACCGCGAGUGCCUCAACCCUGAUCUCCGCGCCCUUCUGAAAAUCGUUUGACAGUAGCCACCGUGAUUUCUCGCGAACGAUUUUAUCGAUGACGUGCCCUGGACCGGUCAACGGAGAGUACAAAGUGUUGCAUGUUGCGUGCUAGGGCAAGAAACAACAAGGGUCUGUAUCGUCGCGUUUCAACCAUCGAGGUGGGCUGCACCGACGAGACACUGGACGUUCCUAGAUUGGCGAUGAAAAUUGAAACAUCUCAGGAUAUGACGUAAAUGUUAGCGUGAAGAGUAAACGGAGAAACGGGCAUCAUGAAGAAAAGUCUCACGCCGUAGUGCGAUGUUAGUCACACAGACACCCUCCUCGACGGACAAUCUGCCGAAUAUGCUGCCGGUGCUCGAGGAGGAGGCGGAUGUCGACGUCGACGACGCAUUCCCGCCGCACGUCGACACGACGAACAUCGUCAUACAGCCGGAGUCGCCCACCAGCAAGAAGCAAACGCUGAAGACCUUCAACGAGGUCAACGCGCUUCUCCAGGCCGGCAGGAAGAGGGAGGCUAAGCUGAUCAUAAGGGAGAACGCGUGGCCAUUGAACAACGGGAUCAGGGCGCAGUUGUGGCCAGCCCUAUGCAACCAGCACGCACAUGGGAAAAACAUGCUCGAUGGAUUCUAUUGGGACAUGGUCAAUCAAGUGUUUGGAACUACAGAGCUGCCGGAAAAAUCAAUCAUGCUACCACCGUUCGUGGACAGCACUCAUUGCCUGUCGUACCACCUGACGAGAAAAGGCAGGAGCGUUGCUGACAGGAUUGUGUCUGUCCUGGGAUACGCUUGCCCUGACAUUACUUACAGCCCUUCUCUUUAUCCCAUCACGGCUCUUCUGCUUCACUUUAUGCCAGAGGAAGAGUGUUAUCAUUGUAUGGCCAGCUUGGUCGCCGCUAAAGAAAAGAUGUUCAUUACGCAGACGAAGCUUCUUUACGAAGUUACCUGGAAAACCGUAGAGCAAAUCACUAAGAAGCACGUGAAAUCAGCAGCGGUGCAUUUAGCGAGGCACUGUUCUGGAUCAAGAGCAGAAAGAAUUUAUAUGGAUUGGAUGUGGUGGAUUCUGCAGCUUCUUCCUUUUCAGCAUCUAGUCAGGGUUAUGGACUGUUUUCUUCACGAAGGCAUUAAGGUUUUCUAUCGAGUAGCAAUGGCUAUAGUUUUAUUAUUCUAUAAGCAUUCGUCGCUACAAAACUCUGAAUGGAUGAACGAAAUUUCAAAGAACGGCAUUGACGCUGCUCUCUCGAAGUUCUGCAGGCAAAUACCGGUAACGCCAGCUAAAUUUUUACGUACCGCAUUUGGAAUACGUGGACUCAGCUCAGCAUACAUAUCAAGGGUAUUUUUACGCACAGAAAUGGCUCUAAAAAGUAGAAGCGUUUUAACGGGAUCUAAAUCAUUGGCCAGAUCACGAUCUACAGACAAUCUGCCAACGAGUCAAUCUCAAGUCAACAUUCAAAUGAUGUCGCAUACGCUCACGAUACGAGAAAAAGAGUGUGAAGACACAUACAAAGACAGGGGUGCACACAGUCCUGGACCGCGUGCUCUGUCAAUGGGCGUUUAUCCCAUUCAAAGCAUAUGCUCCCAGAUUCUAGAUGUGCCUGAUUUAUUCACCUUAUGGUCCUGGCUGCCUAUGCGGAUCACCAUGUAUCAACCAAUUCUAUUGUAUACAACAGAGGAGCAUGGUUGUUCUUUGACAACGUUUUAUGUAAGAGUAGAGCAACAUGAACCAACUCUUCUAAUGAUAAAAACAUGUAACAAUGAAGUAUUUGGUGCUUAUUGCUCCACAAGAUGGUGUGAACGUAAUUUGAAAAAUGAUAAAGGACAAAGACAAGCCUAUUUCGGAACGGGUGAAACUUUCCUAUUCAGUUUGUAUCCUGAACGAGCAAAAUAUCCUUGGGUGGGUAUGGACUCUUCGCACAAUGAUUCUAAAGUUCAUCAUUCAGCUGAACUGUUUAUGGCGGCCGAUUCCAAAAUGAUAACAAUUGGGGGAGGGGACGGUCAGGCGAUAUGGAUGGACGAAAAUAUAAGAUACGGUAAAACAGAUCGGUGCUCUACAUUCAAUAAUCCACCUCUUUGUGCCAGUGGCGAUUUCGAGAUUAGAGUAUUAGAAGUAUAUGGAUUUGCCGGUGCUUAAAAUGAAAACAGGAUUUUGGCACUACGACGUAUCAGCUUAUUUGAUUCCCUACUGCCAUUUAGUGACUCUCUUCUAUAUAUAUUAUAUAUAUAUAUGUGUAUAUAGUGUUGUAUACACUAUAUACAAGUAUCUUCGUAUCGUAUAUAUAUAUGUGCAAACUUGCCGCGCUUCUCUACUUGCGGUAUUUGUGAUGCAUCUUCAGUCGUUUGCGAGGUACUAGUAUUAUUAUAUGUGCAUGUUUCGUUGGUGAGGCGCUGUAAGAGGUUCUGUACCGAUUGAGAUUAUCUCCUUCGUUUUAUUACGCUUGUUUGUUCAAUUAUUUGUCUCGACGUUUGCAAAAACGACCAGACAAUUCCUACGUUUAUUGUGUCGCGAAUUUAUUCUCCAACAGGAAGUAAGACACGAAAUGGUUGCUAACGCAUACAUUGUAGUCUGCGACAUCGACAAUAAUCAACGUUGAGUCAUCUUUAGUUAUGUUGAAUCUUGAUAUAAUAUGUAAAUAUGUAAGAAAUGAUUAGUUAUUUACAUGAAUACUUAAUAUUCAUUGGACCAGAUACUAUCAUAUAUAUAUAUUAUAUAUAUAUAUAUAUAUAUAUAUAUAUAUAUAUAUAUAUAUAUAAUUUGUAUAUAUAUACUGCAAAUUAAUUUCACCGAAUCUGUUAAUUUUGCAGUUUAACAGUAAUGCUCGUAUACGUAUGUGUUAAUACUUUGCAAUGUUUAUUUUACUUUAGUAUUGUUACAAUUUAGCUUUAAUGAGUUGUUGGAUGUAAGUGCAAGACAACCGAAGGAAAGAGUACUGUUUAUAUGUUACAUAUUAUGUGUAUAUAUAUACCAUAUACAUAUAUAUGUGUAUGUUGAUUUCAUAAUAAUUUCUUGUAAAUAUUAUAAAUAGUGCCCCUUGCGCAAGUAGAUACAUGCAACACAAUUCAUAUAUCAAAUUGAUUGAUUCUUCAUUGUUAAAUGAUACGUCGAUGAGUAUUAUGGUAUAAGCGUGGUAAGAAACAAAACGAAGAAAAUAUAUAUAUAUAUGGCAGGGGGCGAAUGGUACUUUGAACAACGAUGUUUUUUUUUUUAUUUUCUAGAGAUGAUUAUGUUUGAAAAAAAGAACAAAAUAUUGAUUAAGCCGUGCGAUAAUUAACCUGUUUUCUAAAGUGAAAUACGAAAAGCCAUAGUUUUCACUUAGCGUAUUAAGGAUUUGUAUAUUUUAUAUAGAAUGUGUAAAUUUAUGUGGAUAAUAGAAUAACAACUAGUACCAGAUAUGGAAAUCUACAUGUACAGAGAACAGUGCGAUGAUUUUUUUUUCGACGUUACAUCGUCGAUACACCACAUGUACACACUUCGGGCAUUCUGAUGAAGCGUACUAGCGUUACUAUUGUUAUCCUUUAUCUCUCUUUGUGAUCAAAUCUGUAUCGUUAUCGUACGAUACACGAUUAACUCUUAGAGUACCUGCUUCUUUAUUUAGUUUCUUGUUGUUACUUUCUUUUUUUUUUUUUCUUUUCUUUUGGAAUGAAAGGGAAAGACGAGGAGUGAAAUUAAGCGCGCGUGAAAAAAAAGAUUAAAGGCAUCGAUUUUAGAUUCCUUGGUUGUGAUGUAGAAGUGGCUGGCACCACUUUUGUCCGAGUGACAACAUAUGUAUUAAUUAUAAUGUUUGCGUAGGAGAAUCAUGUAUCUUUCACCCCCCGUCAUCUUAUCGACUGCAAAAUGACGCAAUUUGGGAAAUGCUACGUUGUUCUUGAUAUGGCUGCACGUUACGGUCGUUUCAGAACAUUGAAAAAACAUAGUUAGAGAAAGGAGCCUAAGAAGAAAUUGUUCGGUACAUCGGUUGAGUCACUUCUUUCGGUCUCACUUAACAUAAUCAGUCAUGUUAAUCAGUUUCCUCGUAUAUCGGGUUUGUCGUACAAUUGUGCGAGAUGCAAACGCAAGAAUGAACGAGCAACACGACAGAAAUUAAUCACAUUAUACACAUUAUACAUAACGAUAUUAAACUCAAUUCUAAAUGUUAUAGUAUCGAAUUUAUGAAUCGUUUUCUGAGAUUCGUCUAAUAUCAACGAUGAAAUAGAAUAAUAACAAAUCACGUUCACUUUUCAAUGUUUUAUAAAUGUGCUCUCGCGAUUCACAGGAAAUUAGCGAAAGUAAAAGGAUACACUGCUGAUCUCAACGAAAAGAUACGCUACGAUAGUAAAAUGUAUGUGUUUUACAUUAAUGGAAAUCAGUAUGAUCACUAUUGAGAUAGAGUUGGGUUACUCAACUCGAGCGUGAGAAAUAUAUUGAAAGAUACCCAAGUGUAAUUUUAAAGACGUUACAUUUCUCAGAAAUACGAAACGUGAAAGGCGUUUACGACUGGAACAAAGAAAUAAAGCAAUCGACAGAAUUUAGUUUUACGAACACAAUGCGAAUAAAUGUGCAUUUUGUACGAACAUGUAAGAAUAGUUGAAGAAAAGGAAAUCUGCGUGUAUAGAGUUCCAUAUAGUUAAAUUAUUGCAUUAUUAAUUUAUAUUUAUAUAAUUCAUAUUCACAUGUUAAUUGUUUAAAUCAAAGCUUGUGUUUCUACGUUAGUGUCCUUUUCUUAACUAUUCUAAAAUUCUUAUUAAUGGUUGCAAAUGCUGUUAUCUUUUUUUUUUUUUUUUUUUUUUUUCUUGUGAAAUUAUAAUCGUGUGAUAAUUGAAUGAGUGAAUAUUUAUUUAUUGUAUAUCCGUGAAUUGAGAGAAAGUUGAUAAUAAUGUGCUGACAGUGGAAAAUAUUAUUAUUCAAAGUUUCUAACGUAGUACAGCAUAACAUAAAUUUACGUUAGGAAGUAAUAUAUAUAUAUACAUACAUACAUACAUUACAUAUAUACGUAAAUACGUACAUAUAUACAUAUAUAUAUAUAAAUAUGUAUAUAUUUAUAUAUAUAUAUAAAUAUAAAUAUGCCUAUAAAUGAUGAGAAAAGAAAAAUAAACAUAAUUGAAUGGAGUGUUUUUAAGCUUUCCGCAGUGUUGUUAUAUUAUACAUAUAUAUAAUGCAUAUGUAUAAUAUAUAUAUAUAUAAAAUGUAAGUCAUACUGUUUCUGAAGAAGAAAAUUGUUGCCUCUUGAUGCUACUUUAUCAUAUCAUCGUUGUGAAUAGAAUAUUGUUAUACAUGAAUUUAUCGCCCAACUUACUAUUCCUUCCAUUUUGAGAAGGAUCUCUCAUGUGACAUUUUUUUUUUUAUUAUAUAAAUAUAUUAUACUGCAUGUGACCCUAAGAAAGCCAACAUGUGAAAGUAAAGUGUAAUGCAAUAUCUAUUUAAAAGUGUCUCAGAAUCCUUGAAAAUUGUCAUAAAUGAGGAAUAAAUGCAAUUGUUUACGUCCGUAUAGAAGAAAUUAGUAUAGCUUUGGACUAUGAAUUUUAAUAACGAGUAACAAUUUAACAAAACUUUUCGGAACUUUGACAAUCAAAAAUAAAACAUUCUUAACGAUCAAUUACAUUUCGAGAAAUUUACAGUAGCUUAAAUAAUUUUCUUAAAAAUAAUAUCAGAAUCAUUUACGCCCCCAACAAAGUAUAAAACCCCGCGUCAUUUCAAAAUUGAAAAUACCCUUUACAAAUUCAUAUUUUUAUAAGUAAAAUCGUUCAAACUCAUGUCCAAUGAAAGUUCAAUGAUCUCUAUUUUUAAAGCAUUUUUAAACUACAAAAACAUUUUACUAAAUUUUUAACAGUUUAAACAUUUAUAUCAAAAGAGUAUAUAUUCUUUAAUUAGAAGAUUCCCAAAAGUUCCAUUAAAUGUAAUUCAAUUAUUUUGAAAAAAAUAUUCGAUAGAUGUUACCAUUACGUUGCAAUAUGUAUGGUAAAAAUUAAAUAUCAGUUAUUGCGAAUUUAAAAAUACAUUUUUACGCAAGAUAUAUAUUGUAUUCUUGUUUCUUAAUUAAAAAAAAAAAAAAAAAAAAUAGCUCGAAAGAGUUACGAAAUACUUCAGGGCCGUUCAUCUAUGUGCGUUCAAUUGCAAAUUAAUCUCGGUAAGUGUUUUUUGUAUAGUGACUCAACUGUUGUACAUCGAUGUAAGUAGGGAUGACAUUCACACGGCGUUUACGCAUCUUCAAUUUGUAUCGUGUGUAGUUGAAAAGUUACCAGUAUUGUUCGCGCUGUGUUCCCAGCAAUUUCGACGGUGCAUCGCAUGUUCCUCGCACCUUUCGACCACGUAUAACAUUUUUUCUUUUUAAAUUAUAUAAUAAUCUCAACAAAGUAGAGUCACGAAUUCUAAAAAGAAAAAAAAGAAAAAAAAAAUGAACUGUUCGUCAUAGAUGGUGUAAAACUUUUAACGUAGCAUGUUCGAUAAGAUAGUGAUUAAACCUAUAAAUUUCUACGAAAGUGUUUUUUUUUUUUUUUUUUUGGAAUCGAUUUCACACAUGAAGUGUACCUGUGCGAACGACUCUGCGAAGGAAAAUAGCGAUAACUCUUUGUUAUUUCGUUAACAUUCAAGGUAACAAUAUAGCUUCUUGUUGAAACACUUGCAAAUAAUUAAUUGUCAAUAAAUGCAGAUGAAUAAAAUUUUAUGUUAGCCAAAUGAUGAUAGUAUUUUUUCCCGCGAGUAAGUCAAUUUUUUCAUAAAUAUGGUUAUAUCUUUGAAUCAAGAAUUUUGCAGUAAUUGCAAUGAUCUAAAUUUUUCAGAAGUUCAUACCAAAUGUGUAUAUAUAUAUAUAAAAUACAUAUACUUCGUUUGUUUUAUAUUUAAAAAUUUAAAGGAUAUCGUUUGUUAACCGUCAUGAGUGAUAAUAAAUAAAUUACAUUUUAUAUGAUAGAAUUGCUUCAUUUUUUUGAGAAAUUUAUAAAAGGAGGGGGGCACAGCCGUUACCUGAAGAACGUGUAGCCCGCAUCUUUUAUUGGAUGUUUUCUCGACCUAUAUUUUCGUACUGUUAGUUACACGUCGCCCUUUCAAUUCUUCACUUCCUUUUUGCUUCUUUUUACACUUGCGUCACCUAAGAAAUUCACGGGUUAAAUUUAAUCGGCAGAACGAUAAGCUAUGUAAAUUUAUGCAGAAAACACCGUUACUAUUUUCUAAAUGCAGUGUAUUGUAAAUAACUGGAAGGUCGGAGAUAUCUAUUGAAACAUAUGAAUAAAUAUGUUUCAACAUGUUCGUGCAUUACAAUGAAGUUUACUUUUUCAACAGUUCUAAUCGUUUUUAUAUAAUAUCGAUAAAUGAAUCGAUCGUCAAGUCGC
Messenger RNA from Frieseomelitta varia, 7651 nucleotides. It is a transcript of the gene sky, whose product is annotated as GTPase-activating protein skywalker. The transcript is spliced from 12 exons. Bases 651 to 2480 code for a protein of 609 amino acids. The record is from RefSeq and is a predicted model, not a curated record. NCBI's taxonomy places the organism in Eukaryota, Metazoa, Arthropoda, Insecta, Hymenoptera, Apidae.